Molecule: messenger RNA, 437 nt
Organism: Drosophila virilis
Lineage: Eukaryota; Metazoa; Arthropoda; Insecta; Diptera; Drosophilidae
Source: RefSeq, a predicted model, not a curated record
AUAUAUAUAUAUAUAUACAUAAUCCAAAUCUCAGUGGAUACGCAAAAAGCUAAGGAACGGAAGGAGUAAGAAACAUUUGCGCAUUUCAGGAUUAUGUUGCUUAAGGAUCAGCCAUCGUUUAAGGAAGUGGCCAAGGUAUUCAUUGUUGGCUUGGCACUGCGCUCCUACGUAGCCGAUGGCGAUGGACAGCAACGUCGGACGUGCUUUGGGCACGAGCUGUCGCGUCGCAUUUGCAUGGCCGCCAAUCGGCAGCGGGUCAACAAUCGCCAUCGCCUCCUCAAGUUCAUGUCCCCGGAGCGUCUCAAGGAUUAUGAUAUGAGGAAUAAGCAGCGUGCCAUACAGCAACAGAGGGAGCUUAGCCACAGGGCUCAGGAGUUUGCGGCCAAUACAAAUCUGAAUUCCAAGUUAUAAACGAGAUACCUAAACAUAAAACCAUA